Orbicella faveolata is the source of this 1411-nucleotide messenger RNA. RefSeq names its product ankyrin repeat and LEM domain-containing protein 2-like. The record is from RefSeq and is a predicted model, not a curated record. Gene Ontology annotation, cellular component: endoplasmic reticulum. Gene Ontology annotation, molecular function: protein phosphatase 2A binding. Gene Ontology annotation, biological process: negative regulation of phosphorylation. Lineage: Eukaryota; Metazoa; Cnidaria; Anthozoa; Scleractinia; Merulinidae.
UCAAGUAAAAUGGCGGGUAAAAAGGCCGUGAAGGAGCUGUCGGACAUGGAGUUAAUGAACGAACUGAAGUCUUUAGGUAUAAAAACUGGACCAGUUACUCCGAGUACAAGAAGGGUUGUUGAAAAGAAACUCUUGAAAGCCCGUGGUACUGACCUAAUCGACAGCAAUUAUGAAAGUAAGGACUCGGGAAAAAGCGAAAAUGUUUUCGUGGAAGAAAGUACAAAAUCUACUAGAGAGAGUACAAGUAGCACUUCGAGUGUAUUAGAAAGCCCUGCGAUCUUCUAUGGAGUCUGUUUUGAUGUGGAUCGUUCUUCUUCGGAGAGUGCGUCGCCAAGCCUCCCGGCUGUUUCCCCGGCUGUGUUUACGAGUAAAGACGAGGCACUGAAGAUGGCUAAGAAGGUGAGGGGUGCUCGCUUCAAAGGCUUCAAGACCAAACUUGAAGCUGAACGUUUUGCUCGAUCACAUUUCCAAGAGCAAGAACAAUCGCCAGCUCCCAAAGAUCCAGCUAGUAACUUCAAAACUCCAACACCUCAAAAGCUGGUUACAUUUCGUACGAUAAUUGAACGAGGCACGAAGGAAGAAUUUCAAGAGGUAGUUUUAAAAAAUCCCAGGUACCUGAUAGGACCAGGUGACACUCCGGUGAUCUUACAAGAAGGAUCCCGUUACAAUGCUCUUCACGUGGCCGUGAAAAGCAACAGAAAAGAGAUGUGUCAGCUGAUUGUCCAGACUCUAGAGAGUGAUCACUUCUGGAAUAUUCUUUUAAAUCAAGAAACUCAGUCUGCAAUCAACAGCCAAAGAAAGCAAUUUCUGGUGGACAUGUAUCUCAAUACGCCAGACAAAGGGACCUGGGAGACGCCGUUACAUUUUGCAUGCAAAUAUGGCAAAGCCGAUAUUGUUGAGUAUCUUGUGUCUCAUCCCUUAACUGACAUCCAGCGACCAAACAAGUACGGAGAGACUCCUACAGAGGUGAUCUGUUCCAGAUGCUCCAGUGCAAGUUCUGAAUUAAAGUCUCAAAUAAAGAGCCUUCUUGAAGACAGCUUCUAUAUCCCACUGCUUGGUACAGUGGAUAACUCCACCCCACCCUGGAUAGGAGGUCCAUGGUCACCAGAGAUUUCAGGAGACAGAAUGACCACAGAAGGGGGAUUUUCUGGAAGUGCGCUUAACACCUGGAAAGAAAGAAACAGUCCUGGGGAAUUGCCAAUUACUGUGCGUGCAUAUGCUGGGCCAAUGUCUCCCUCAAAGGUACUGUAAUAUAGAACCUACACUCAGACCAUCUUUGUAGUGUUAGUAAUACCUUUCUUUUGAAGCCCAGUGGCCCACACAUUUAGGCUUUAAACUUUGAUUCCCAUGACAUAACAAAAAGGAUUCUCACUCAGUGCAGAUGACACCUGGCAUUUAUGUUAGGUAUUUG